AUGGCGAUACGAAGCAGUCCUGAGGUCAAACUGACGUUGAAUGCAAUACAAAGUUGGAUUAGUGAGAACUUCCCUUAUUACAGGAAGGAUGAGCAGGGCUGGCAGAACCAAAUACGGCAGACGCUAAGCACGAAUUCAUGCUUCCUUAAGGUGCCAAGAGCUUUGGACGACCCUGUACGUGGAAACUAUUGGGCGUUGAGUUCUGAAUUACCAGCAGUUCGUACUGCCAGUGUGGGAAAUGGAAGUGCGAUCGCAUUGAUAAAUGGUGUACCACAUCCUCAGGCUCCAAAUGCGGUUUACUUCCCCACGCCCCACGAGGCUCAGCAGCACUAUCGGGACGUAUACCAGAAACUAAUGUUCCAUCAACAACAAGUCGAGUUUCUGACUUCGCAGCAAAUAUCCACAUAA
Messenger RNA from Zeugodacus cucurbitae (melon fly), 408 nucleotides. Its product is annotated as fork head domain transcription factor slp2-like. Gene Ontology annotation, cellular component: nucleus. Bases 1 to 408 code for a protein of 135 amino acids. The transcript has 2 exons. The record is from RefSeq and is a predicted model, not a curated record. Gene Ontology annotation, biological process: regulation of transcription by RNA polymerase II. NCBI's taxonomy places the organism in Eukaryota, Metazoa, Arthropoda, Insecta, Diptera, Tephritidae. Gene Ontology annotation, molecular function: DNA-binding transcription factor activity; sequence-specific double-stranded DNA binding.